Molecule: messenger RNA, 1403 nt
Organism: Chelonoidis abingdonii (Abingdon island giant tortoise)
Lineage: Eukaryota; Metazoa; Chordata; Testudines; Testudinidae
Source: RefSeq, a predicted model, not a curated record
CCCAUCCGGGCACUUGGCGCAGCGCUACUGCUCAGCCCGAGCGGUCCCAAUAUGGCGGAGGCUUCCUUUGGAAGUUCGAGCCCAGUUGGCUCUUUAUCUUCUGAGGAUCAUGAUUUUGACCCUACUGCUGAAAUGUUGGUACAUGACUAUGAUGAUGAGAGAACUCUUGAAGAGGAGGAAAUGAUGGAGGAGGACAAAAACUUCAGCUCUGAAAUUGAAGAUUUAGAAAAGGAAGGAAGCAUGCCUUUAGAAGAUUUAUUGGCUUUCUAUGGCUAUGAACCUACAAUUCCAGUUAUAGCAGGUUCCAGUGCAGAUAGCUCCCCAAGUGAACUUGCGGAUGAACUGCCAGAUAUGACUCUGGACAAAGAGGAAAUAGCUAAAGACCUCUUGUCAGGUGAUGACGAAGAAACACAGUCUUCUGCUGAUGACUUGACACCAUCAGUUACUUCACAUGAAGCUACAGACUUCUUUCCUCGACCAUUAAGAUCAAACACUACAUAUGAUGGAGAUAAGGAAUCAGAUGGUGAAGAUGUUGAGGCAGACACUGGUAAUUCAUCUGAAGAUUUGAGGAAGGAAAUAAUGGUUGGUUCACAGUAUCAGGCUGAAAUACCACCUUACCUGGGCAAGUUCAGUGAUGAUGAAAAGGUGUAUGAAAAUGAAGAUCAGUUACUUUGGAGACCUGAGGUGGUUUCAGAGAUUAAGGUUGAAGAAUACCUUUUUGAGACCUCGUUAAGAACUGGAAAUGAAAAAAAUAUUGGAAGAAUUCCUGAAGGAAUACACACACGGGACAAUGAACAAGCACUCUAUGAACUACUCAAAUGUAACCAUAAUAUAAAAGAAGCAAUUGAGAGGUAUUGCUCAAAUGGAAAGGCAUCUCAAGAAGAGAUGACAGCUUGGACAGAAGAAGAAUGCAGAAACUUUGAACAUGCACUUCUGAUUUAUGGGAAGGAUUUUCAUCUCAUACAGAAAAAUAAGGUAAGUUUUGUACUUAAAUUGGGUGGAGAGAAUGGUAGUUUAGUCACUUAAAAUCUAUAAAAGUAAUUAAUUUAGCAGAAGCAGUGCCUGCAGUGAAAUAUGAGGCAAUGUAUUAUAGCUCAUUUGUCAUUUGCAUGCUAACUUUACCACAAACAUCAUUCAUCAGUCAAUGUUUUCAAGAUCAGUCAACCUAUUAGUCUCUGCAAUAGUGUUAUAUUCACAUUGCAUUCAUUUAUGCAUUUAUAAUAUAAUUUUGUUGUGUUAUACUCUAUGCUGCUCUGGCUUUGCGCUGCUCUGGAUUCGUUCUCUGAGUUUAGACCAGGCAAAAUAAUCAUACCUUAUUUAGCCUAGCUAUCUCAUAGCCACCAGGGGCAUGGGGUUCUGCAGCCACACAGGACUCAGCCACUAAGGGUACGUCUACACUGCAC